GCCGGCGCCUCUAAACCCCGGGGUGGAUUUUGGGAACAUGCGCGCAAGCGGUGCACUGGGCAUGCGCGAGCGGGCCCCGAGCUCCGUGGGUCGAGGACUCAGGUAGUGCGCCGUGGCGCCGCCAGCAACCAGCUCCUUCACUCGGGACACUUGGGUGGCUUCAGCCGCCCCUCGGACCCACCCAGUGCCUUUACCUCCUUGAGGACAACGCGCCGGGCCUGCCGCGCCGGGCUACCGGCCGGCUGCGUCCUCACGUGCGGAGGCCGCCACAGUGACCCCGCCCCCGGGCCCGGGAUGUGAGGCCCGCGGGGUGUCCCCGCACCGGGCCUAGGCGCCGGGAGUGGCCGGCUCGGCAGCGCCGGGCGAUGGCCCUGCUGCCGGUGCUCCUCGCCUCCUGGGGCCUGGGGCAGUGAGGGGGCCGGCGGGCGAGGGCAAGGUGGCCGCGGGCGCCAUGGAGGGGGUGCUGUACAAGUGGACCAACUAUCUGAGCGGUUGGCAGCCUCGGUGGUUCCUUCUCUGUGGGGGAAUAUUAUCUUAUUAUGAUUCUCCUGAAGAUGCUUGGAAAGGUUGCAAAGGGAGCAUCCAGAUGGCGGUGUGUGAAAUUCAAGUUCAUUCUGUAGAUAACACACGCAUGGACCUGAUAAUCCCUGGGGAACAAUAUUUCUACCUGAAGGCCAGAAGUGUGGCUGAGAGACAACGGUGGCUGGUAGCCUUGGGGUCAGCCAAGGCUUGCCUGACAGACAGUAGGACCCAGAAAGAAAAAGAGUUUGCUGAAAACACUGAAAACUUGAAAACUAAAAUGUCGGAACUAAGACUCUACUGUGAUCUUCUUGUUCAGCAAGUAGAUAAAACAAAAGAAGUGACCGCAACUGGCGUGUCCAAUUCUGAGGAGGGAAUUGAUGUGGGAACUCUGCUGAAAUCAACCUGCAAUACUUUUCUGAAGACUUUGGAAGAAUGCAUGCAGAUCGCAAACGCAGCCUUCACUUCUGAGCUGCUCUAUCGCACUCCCCCAGGAUCACCUCAGCUGGCCAUGCUCAAGUCCAACAAGAUGAAACAUCCUAUUGUACCAAUUCAUAAUUCAUUGGAAAGGCAAACAGAGUUAAACAGUUGUGAGAAUGGAUCUUUAAAUAUGGAAAUAAAUGAUGAUGAAGAAAUCCUAAUGAAAAAGAAGAGCUCCUUAUGUUUGAAACCUGCAGAGACAGAUCGCAGCAUAUCAAGUGAAGAAAAUACAGAUGAUAAUAUAACAGUCCAAAGUGAAAUGAUAAAGGAAGAUGGAGAGGAAAACCUGGGAAAUCAUGACAGCCACUUGGCACAGUCUGAAUCACACUCCUCAAGCAGCUCUCCAGAAGCCCACUGGGAAGAAGGCCAGGAAGUCAUCCCAACUUUCUUUAGUACCAUGAACACCAGCUUUAGUGACAUUGAACUUCUGGAAGACAGUGGCAUUCCCACAGAAGCAUUCUUAGCAUCAUGUUAUGCUGUGGUUCCAGUAUUAGACAAACUUGGCCCUACAGUGUUUGCUCCUGUUAAAAUGGAUCUAGUUGGAAAUAUUAAGAAAGUAAAUCAGAAGUAUAUAACCAACAAAGAAGAGUUUACCACACUCCAGAAGAUAGUGCUGCACGAAGUGGAGGCCGAUGUAGCCCAGGUUAGGAACUCAGCUACAGAAGCCCUCCUGUGGCUGAAGAGAGGUCUCAAAUUUUUGAAGGGAUUUUUGACAGAAGUGAAAAAUGGAGAAAAGGACAUCCAGACAGCCCUGAAUAAUGCAUAUGGUAAAACAUUACGGCAACACCAUGGCUGGGUAGUUCGAGGGGUUUUUGCGUUAGCUCUGAGGGCAGCUCCAUCCUAUGAAGAUUUUGUGGCUGCAUUAACCAUUAAGGAAGGCGACCACCAGAAAGCAGCUUUCAGUGUUGGGAUGCAGAGGGACCUCAGCCUUUACCUCCCCGCCAUGGAAAAGCAGCUGGCGAUACUGGACACUUUAUAUGAGGUCCACGGACUGGAGUCUGACGAGGUGGUAUGAUGUCUGCAGGGCAGCGCCGCCUCCUAACUUCAGGGAAUAAAGUUCGCUAAAGUGUUUCGUUGCCCUACUUAAUUUCCAGCAGCAGCUUCAGUCCUCUCCAAUCCCUUACUUGGGGGGAUGGAGAGGAGGAGGCAAAGCCUAGUGCUUUUAUGUAUAAUUUUUAAAAUGCAUAUAUGUUUUGUGUGUUUAAAAAUCAAGGUGCUAUAUAUUCAGUUCAAAGGGCCUCCUGGAAACCAAAUCAUAGCUGUUACCCAGAUGUGAACGGCGAGUUAUAAGAGCAGAUUUGACAAAUGAAUUUGUUAGUAUUGUGUUUUGCUUUUAGUUUUAAUGGGCCACCCAAACCCAAGCUGAAAUUGAGCAAUUUCUUUAUCAAGGACUGUAACUCAUAGCCAGUGUUUCAAUCAAUUUAGAAUUAGACUAAAAAUUUAGAGGGAGCUCAGCCCCUUUGUUGAAGCUAUUGAAAUGUAGAGUUCGCUAUUCCUAGACGUUCUGCAAAGAAUCCUCUUCUCUGUGGCUCUGGGGGCCAGAAGAGCCUGUGUAGUCAGCGUGUCCGGGGCGUUGGUGUGACCAAGCAGUGCCAUCCCUGUUUAUGGGCCAGGAGACUGGCUCUGAAGAGAUGAGUGGUGUGUCCUAGCCCCGAGCUGGAGGACAGUACGGGAGGGGUGGGACAGGUCAUCUGAGGUGACCCCGUGCAGUGCACACCCUUUGCCAGCCUGCUUUCCCAGGCAUCAUCUCAGUUGGACAUCACAGCAAAACCGUGACAUUCAGGGAUUAUUAUUAAACUUCAAAAGGAAGGUUUAAAGGUCGAGGGAUUUGCUCAGUCACACAGCCACUAAAUAGAAGAACCACGUGAUUUCCAUGUGUGAUCUGGACCACCUCUGCAUCAAAAUCACAUGGAGUGCUUGUUUGAAAAGCAAAUUCCCAGGCCUUACCUUGACCUGAAGAACCAGAAUUGUGGGAUUGGGACUCAGGAUAAUAAACCUUGAAUUUGAAUAAACUUUCCAAGUUAUUCUUGUGCACACAGGGUUGAAGAGCUACGAGAUUAAAUUCUAGUUUACAGAAUUCCCAGUCUUCUGCAUGAACUAAAUGAUGUGUCCUUUUUUUCAAAGAGGAAGAGGCUAUCGUUGAAAUGAAGUAGUCAAAGGGAGAGUGAGAAGUGGAGCAAGUUUACUCAGCAGGUUUCUUAAUUGAGCCAGCAGGCCUUCAGGGACCACGGUUCUGAAUGUGCUCUCUGAUCAAUCUUGGCUUUAUCACCAAUGGUGCAGAGUAAGCUAAAUGCAGCUGCUUAUCUAUCUUAAAAGCUCUGGGACUGUGUCACAGUUUAAAGGUGGGAUUUAAGCCUUUCACAAAACAACCUUGUGUAGGCGUUCUCCUGAAGAGUGUGACGCCAGGACUGUGGCCCCAGUCUCUCAGUAGGCCAGGCUGCCAAGAGUGGGCGGUGGGGAGAGGCCAUGCGUGCCUUCCCUGUCAGGGGCUACUCGCUUAAAGUAGCUGGAAGGGAAGUUCCCCAGGUAGAAGGUGAGUUCCUUUGAGGGGCACAGGUGAUGCUGUUCUGAGGGCAAAGAGAACUCUCUCCUUAGGUGAGAGGUUAAUGUAGGGAGGGGUAUUGAUUUUUUUUGUCUGUGUUUAAACAAAUGGGCAUUUGUGUAGCUCAAAUUAACGAAGCAGAUACUGUGUGCUCAGUAAGGACUUCUGGAAAAUGCUUAAACUUUA
Molecule: messenger RNA, 3727 nt
Organism: Balaenoptera musculus (blue whale)
Lineage: Eukaryota; Metazoa; Chordata; Mammalia; Artiodactyla; Balaenopteridae
Gene: PLEKHA8
Product: pleckstrin homology domain containing A8
Exons: 14
Coding region: 452-2014 (520 amino acids)
Biological process (GO): ceramide transport; intermembrane lipid transfer
Cellular component (GO): membrane; cytoplasm; cytosol
Molecular function (GO): ceramide 1-phosphate binding; ceramide 1-phosphate transfer activity
Source: RefSeq, a predicted model, not a curated record